This is a messenger RNA of Thlaspi arvense, 480 nucleotides long. Lineage: Eukaryota; Viridiplantae; Streptophyta; Magnoliopsida; Brassicales; Brassicaceae. The record is from the annotation of a GenBank genome assembly.
AUGGGAAUGGGAAGUAACGGCGAAUUGAAGUAUGAGAUCUCCCAGGACGCGUACAUUAAACUCGUUCUCCACUCGCUGCGACACAAGACGGCGGCGGUCAACGGAGUCCUCGUCGGUCGAAUCAGCCCUAAGGACGAAGGAGUUGUAGAGAUCUCCGAUUCUGUGCCACUGUUUCACUCUAACCUCGCUCUCCUCCCUCCUCUCGAGAUCUCACUCAUCAUGUUGAACAGCAAAAAGCUUGAAGCACUACCAAAGAGUAAAGAGCGAAGCCCUGUGAUGCAGCUUUGUGUGAAGGAUGCUUCCAAGAACUGGAGAGUGGUUGGAGCAGAUGGAGGAAGCAAGCUACUGUUGAAAGAGCCAUCGGCCAAUGUAGUUUUGUCAGAUUACAUCUCAUCUGAGAAAUGGAAGGACGUCAUAGAUCUUGAUGAUCAUCUUGAUGAUGUCACCAAGGACUGGCUAAACCCUGGACUUUUCAACUGA